Molecule: messenger RNA, 728 nt
Organism: Eubalaena glacialis (North Atlantic right whale)
Lineage: Eukaryota; Metazoa; Chordata; Mammalia; Artiodactyla; Balaenidae
Product: C-C motif chemokine 14-like
Exons: 3
Coding region: 80-388 (102 amino acids)
Biological process (GO): positive regulation of GTPase activity; immune response; chemokine-mediated signaling pathway
Cellular component (GO): extracellular region
Molecular function (GO): CCR chemokine receptor binding; chemokine activity
Source: RefSeq, a predicted model, not a curated record
CUAAACUUCCUCAGCCCAGGAGCCUCCGAAGCCCCUACCAAGCCAGCUCUCCUCCUGCAGCCAUUCCCUUCACAGGAGGAUGAAGGUCUCCAUGGCAGCCAUCUCCCUCCUCCUCCUCCUCCUCAUCGUCAUCACCGUCACCCUGGGGUCCAAGACUAAAUCCUAUUCAGGAGGACCUUACCACCCCACCGAGUGCUGCUUCAAAUACGUGAUCCGGCCAGUCAGGCGACAGUGGAUUUUAGGCUAUUAUGAGACCAGCAGCCAGUGCUCCAAGCCUGGAAUUGUCUUCAUCACCAAAAAGGGCCAUAACAUCUGUGCCAACCCCAGUGAUGAUUGGGUCCAGGACUAUAUCAAGGCGCUGGAGGAGAUCGGAGUGACCCAGAAGUAGUGGAGAAGGAUACAGCUCAGAAUUUAAAGAGACGGGGCUGAACCCCUCUCCCAACUCAGCCCCAGACACCUCCUGGGAGCUGCCCUGCCUUGAAUUAAAGACCAUCAUGCCCUUCCCUGCCCUUGUUCAUUUCUACUAAAUUGCCCAUUGGCAGUAGACUUGAGGACACUGGUGAGCCCAGCUCAGGGUGGCACUCUCAGCCUCAAGCAUCACUCUGCAAAAGUUUGGCCAGAGCCUGGUGCCAAAAAAUGGGUCAGGCCUGCGAUGGAGGUAGAGGAAAACUGAGCAGAAAAUGAGGAAGGCAGUGUAAAAGCUACCUUUACACAAUAAUAACCACAAU